AUGUCGGCGCCAGUUUGCCAAGUUCCAGGCGACGACAAGGAGGAGAAGCGCCUGGAUGUGCACAAGAAGACCAGGCUUUGCAAGUUCUUUGCGAUGGGUGCAUGCACCCGUGGGACAGCCUGUGCCUUUGCCCACGGCUUGGAUCAGUUGCGCAAUCAACCUGACUUCUCCAAGACGCGGCUGUGUGCAGAUUUCGUCGAGUUGGGAAGCUGUUCAGAAGGAAGCAAAUGCAAAUUUGCACAUGGGAAGCAGGAACUCCGUCCAGGCUCCGCUGCGAAAGUGGGUCGGCCAUCGUCAAAGAUGGAGAAAGCAAGGUGCAAGGAGGUCAGUGAGGGUGAAGCUAGCCUGGUUGCAGCACAGGCAAUGAAGACCUUGCAGCUUCAACAGUCUCUACAUGAGCAAGCAGCACUGAAGCUGCUGAUGCACUUCUCCAGCACGCACACGACCAAGAUGGAAGCUGACAAAGAUGACUGUCAGCUUAACGCGUCGACUUCCUUCAGUCGGCAAACCACUUGGGAAGGGAUGGAAACUGCCUCAGCCGGAUUCAGCCGCGGCACCACUCUUUCCAGUGACACGGAGUUGCCGACCCAGACGUUCGACGAGCUCGCCCAGGAGUGUGACAAGACGGCCAAGCCACGCGAUUUGGAGAUCGUUGUGAAAAACACAUUCCUUGAAGUGAGAGAGCAGGAUGAAGAGGAUCGGGUGCUUAGACGCACACGCUCCCUGCCUCUUUUUUAA
Molecule: messenger RNA, 738 nt
Organism: Effrenium voratum
Lineage: Eukaryota; Dinophyceae; Suessiales; Symbiodiniaceae
Source: the annotation of a GenBank genome assembly